AUGUCCGAAUCUGUGGUGGCUUCAGCUGCGUCAGUGACUAGCCCUGAUGAUCAGCUCACUUGUAGCACUGCUGGAUCAAUGGGUUCCGAGGAGAAAGUGUACGGCGGCUGCGACUGUCCAGACGCGACGUACGUGAAGCUCGUCUCGUCGGACGGGCACGAGUUCAUCGUGAAGCGGGAGCACGCCCCGAUCUCGGGGACCAUCAAGGCCAUGCUCAGCGGGCCCGGCCAGUUCGCGGAGAACGAGGCCAACGAGGUCACCUUCAGGGAGAUCCCGUCCCACGUGCUACAGAAGUUGAACAUGUACUUUACGACG
This is a messenger RNA of Iphiclides podalirius (scarce swallowtail), 315 nucleotides long. NCBI's taxonomy places the organism in Eukaryota, Metazoa, Arthropoda, Insecta, Lepidoptera, Papilionidae. The record is from the annotation of a GenBank genome assembly.